Messenger RNA from Grus americana (Whooping crane), 7022 nucleotides. RefSeq names its product unc-119 lipid binding chaperone (gene UNC119). The record is from RefSeq and is a predicted model, not a curated record. Gene Ontology annotation, cellular component: spindle pole; centrosome; spindle midzone. Gene Ontology annotation, biological process: positive regulation of protein tyrosine kinase activity; nervous system development; visual perception. Gene Ontology annotation, molecular function: lipid binding. Bases 58 to 723 code for a protein of 221 amino acids. The transcript is spliced from 5 exons. Lineage: Eukaryota; Metazoa; Chordata; Aves; Gruiformes; Gruidae.
CCGGCGGCGGCGCGCAGCGGGGCCGGGGCCGCUCACACCGGUGGCGGCGACGGGGCCAUGAAGGUGAAGAAGAGCGGCGGGGCCGGGGCGGCGGCGGCGGCGGCGGCGCGCACCGAGGAGGAGCUGGGCCGCAAGGCGCUCAUCGGGCCCGACGACGUGCUGGGGCUGCAGCGGGUCACCAGCGAUUAUUUGUGCACUCCAGAGGAAAAUGUUUACAAGAUUGACUUCACCAGGUUCAAAAUCCGGGACAUGGAAUCUGGCACAGUCUUGUUUGAAAUCACCAAACCAGCAGCUUCAGACGACUGUGACGGAGCUUUACUUUGCGCUUUUCCAGAACGUGAACACAAUGACAAGAAGGACAUUGACCCCAAUGCUGGACGGUUUGUACGCUAUCAGUUUACCCCAGCUUUUCUUAGACUUCGGCAAGUGGGAGCCACGGUGGAAUUCACAGUAGGGGACAAACCCAUUAAUAACUUCCGCAUGAUUGAGAGGCACUACUUCCGGGAUCAAUUGCUUAAGAGUUUUGAUUUUGAAUUUGGGUUCUGCAUCCCCAGCAGCAAAAAUACUUGUGAGCACAUCUAUGAAUUCCCACAGCUCUCUGAGGAUCUCAUUCGAGAGAUGAUCCUUCAUCCGUAUGAGACACAGUCGGACAGUUUCUACUUUGUAGACAACAAGCUGGUGAUGCAUAACAAGGCAGAUUAUUCGUACAGCGGAGGACCUUGAGCACAGGACGCACAGCCGACCUGCGCUGGCCUUCCCUCCCUUUCCUAUCGAAGUCGUCAGGGAUACCAACACCUUCGGUUCCGUUGCCUGCAGUAUCAACCGGACAAGGAUCCACAAACCAAGGACUCUUUGCCACAGUAGGAGUUUCAUGACUAAAUUUGCCAGUCUCGUCCUUUUUGAGCUUUGAAGCAGACCCAGUUCUUCAGAACUUUAAGCGGUUCUACAAUGCUAAAUGAUCUUUGGAUACUACUUCCCUAAGUUCUUUAAGUGUCUGCUUUGAAAAAUGGCCUUGUGGGACCUGGGGGAUUUUGCCCUAAUUCUGCGGAUUUGUGUUCUUGCCCUCAUGUAUCUUUUAGGACGUGGUUGCUUUCUCAAAGAAUGUAAUAUGAGCAACCACGUGAGUGGAUGGAUGCAAAUGCAGAGUUUUGUUUAUUUCUUUCUCUUUGUGAAUGCUGCAAAGGCACAGCCAAUUUAACUUGUGCAUCCAGUUGAAAAUGUUGAGCAUAACACCUUACAAAAGCAAGUUUCAUCUUUAGAUUAGUUCUCUAAAUAAGUAUUUCAUCCUUUAGUUUUGUUCCUUCUAUGUAAUAUUCUGUUUAAUCUUGCAAACACUCGCAAUGAACACCAGGAGUUCAAAGACAGAGCUGUUUUUAAUUGGGUACUGUCCUUUUACGUUUCAGAUGAAGGCAAAAUAGCAUUGAGGGUCUGCAAACCUCCAUAAGCAUUUUCCAUUAAUUUCAGUUUUUGCAAACUGUUCGCAGAAUAGUCGGGGAAAAAUGGAAGGAUUUUAGCUUUAUUUAACAUUUUUACAUAGCUAACAGUCAGCUUAUGCUAUACGUUUUCCAUGUCUGUUUUCUUUCACCUCUGCUCAAUACUAAGAUAAGGGCUUCAGCACUGUUUGUUAGAGCAACACUUUCAUUUGUCUAGGGCAGUUGGAGAGUGAGGAAUUUCCAAUUUUCCAUUUGUAUCUCAAUUUGAAGAAUGUUAUGUCAGUGUUUUCCCUUUGUUAAAAAUGUUUUGCAUGGGAUAUUAAUACAGGUGAAACAGCAAAUCUAAAACUGUAGGACUUGAAGGCACAGCAAAAAUUUAGCAAAACCUCUCUCUUCAGACUCUGUAAGAAGACCAAUUUUGCCCCAGUUUCUCAGCGUGUGCUUCUUAGACAGAAGUGCAAAGAAGUAGCAACAUCAAAAGAGUAAACUAGUAUAUGCAAAACAAAACCUGGGAAGGCUGCAUGGGGUAGCCUGUUGUCAUGAAACCCUUACUCUAAAGGUCAGUUCACUGAUACUUUAAAAUAUAAAAGGCAGUUGCAGUUUGUAGAUAUUUCUAUAAAUACUUGAUGUCUCCAUGUCUAAUUCUGUGAGUUUAAGUGGAACAUUAUACGUUAGCCUCAGAUAGGUGUGAUUGUAAUAAUUUUUAUAAAAUCCCAUUUCCAGUCGUGAUUAACAUCUUUCUAGUCGCAGCCUAAGUCAAACAGAACUACAAAUGGUUCCAAACAUAGCCAUCAGCCUAAGGACCGGGAGGGUUUUGUGCUCUUGUUGGGGUUGUGGUCACUGUUAAAUGUGUUACCAUUUGUAUUUGGCUUGGCUUUCUUUACUUCUGAAAGAGGAUCCAGUUUUCUAAAGAAAAUGCAGUGAGUUUAGGUCACAGCACAGAAUUUUUUAUUGAUUGAUAGCUAAGAAAGUACGUAAAGUUCACUGAUUUUACACAACUAGUAUCUUGUAGUAAUUAUUAUCACAAUGAGACUUGUAUUUAUCACUAUUUUUUGUCUAGUGUAUUAAAUCAUACAAUUAGCCUACGGCUGACUUACCUGUUUGAGAGUUACAAAGAAUUUCCUCAUUAUUUGUACAAUGCUUUGAGCUACUGAUCAUUAAAUUUUAUAGCACUAUAAUUACUAAAGGUGAAAAUAGUUUCAGAAAGUCUAGAUCCUCCUCCUCCCCCCCCCCUUUUUUUUUGCAUCAGGGCUGUUAACUAUCUAUAUAUUCAAUGACAUUUUGCAAGUUUAAGUAUCUAUGAAUUUUGUUCCAAUUCUUGAAGGAGAAAAUACAUUGAUUUGAAGACAGAAGAGAGUGUGUGUGUUUAUAUCUAGCACCCUAUACAGGUUUUUUUUGAGGGUAUCUUUCAGCUUUCACCUGCUGUUCAUAAUAAUCACUUCUGUGCAUAAGAUUUUUAAAAGAUUUCUAGCAAUGGUGCUUGCCCCAAAUUGCCAGACACAUAUAUCAAACAGAUGUACGUUUCAAACAGAAAUAUACAUCUCAGUGUAUUUUGGUGAGAGUGGUCAUCCUACUUUGGUGCAGACUCUUGGGUUAUGGUAGGGAGUAUCCUUUCUGUAGAGCAUAUCAUUGUAAGCUGAUUGGAGUCAUGUUCUGCUCCUUUUUUAUGCUACCUCCUUUUAAGACUUUGGACUUCAAAAGUAAUUCCAUAAAAAUGUUACUGUAAUCAACAAAAACUUGAGCCGUAGACAUGCUCCUUUAAAAAGAACCCUGAAGAAAGUUACCUUGUCCCCAGUAGUGCAGUAUGUUGCUGAAUGGACUUUCUGACACUCUGCAUUUUACGACAGGUUUGAGGUUAAAUGUAAGAGGAUGUCUGUCCACUACCGAUCUCCUGAAUUCUGCUAACUGUUCUGAUAAUUCAGAUUCUAUGGGGAGUAAUUUCAAUCUAACAGAAAAUAUAGUGUGAAUCAUAUAGGAGAUAUUUUAUUGAGUGAAUUUGUUGUCUUCUAUUAUUAGGAAUACUUUAAAACAGGAACAAAUAUUGGAUAUUUUCAAUAAAAUAAAUUUCAACAUAUUUUAGCUUUAGCUUUUCAGUUUGAGGAAUUUUACUUUUUUUAAAAGUCCCCACAAUUUGCUACAAAUAACAAGUUCAGAUUCUUAAACCAAGGCAAAUAACAAAACUUUCUGUGGGAAGUGUAAGGAAGGUGCUUUUUUCCCUGUAUUUCACUGCAACAGUUAUCAUUGUGAUCUCUCUGUUUCACUUGGAAACAGGUUGUUUGCAUUUAUGUAAGGUCAUCUACAUCCCCAAUGUUUACAAACAUGUAGGAAUCCCUGUCCGUGGGAGGGGUGCCAUUCCUUUUCUACCUGUUUGUGCAGCAGUAUCAUGUGUGGUGUUGACAUGGGACAUUACAUUGUUGCACGUAAACAGCACUGGAAGAGUGUUUCUUCAAAAACCUCUGCAGAACAGUUGCUGUUCUAAUGCCACUUCUGUCCUUGUUUUGCAUUAAAACUAUGUGUAAAAUUUAAUGUUAAAGACCAUGCUUUGUACGGCACUGAACACUUUAAACUUUCAUCUGAAAGGAAGCUGAGAGCUCUCAGGUCAGUCAUAAAAUAAACCCCACAUUUUUUCCCUUAAAUUUGCAGCUGAUUCUUAUUAUAAAGCAGUUGAAAAAUCAAAUCUUGUUCACAGAGGAAUUUGUUCAUCUUCAUGACUAGUUGUUAUUUUGUAUUUUAAUAUUAAUCAUUAUUGGGUUUACUUUGGAAGUUCAUCUACAAAAUCACCCAAUAUUGGCUCUGGAAAGACAAUUCUUGUAUUUUUUUCUUUGGUCUCAUUUUAAAAAUUAUUUUAAUUAGCACUACAGCUCUUUAACGUGCCAGUCUGGAAAUUUGGGAUCUGACUUUCUGAAAGUGAAAGAAAACAUCAAACAGCUAACCAAGAUUAUCUGCUAGUAAUGACUAGCUGUUUCCUGUCAUAAGACAUGAUUAUAUGUGUACUUCAGAAUGAAUUAAUCUUGGGAAAAGAAACAGUCUGUGUGAGUGCUAAUAGUGACAUCAUUUUUCUGAGAGACAGGGAAAUUAUAACUCAACACAUUUUUUCACUUUCUCAGUCUUGGAUUCCUUUAAGCCUCACUUCUUUUAAAGAAAAGCAACAGGAAUACAUUUGUGGUUAACUGCCAUGCUGCAUGGUCUAAUAAUUCACAAGCUUUAGUGGCAGAAAGAGAACAAUUUAUUUUUAAGAUUAACACAUCAAGUAUAAGUACAGUUUAAUUUUCAGUAACUUUGUUCUCAGAUCAGUGACAAAAGCCAAAAUUGUUUCUGUAAAUGUAUCCUUUAUGUGGUAACAUUUAUGAAAUAACUGAACAAUCCACUCUCCCUGACUCAAGAACAAUUUUUUUUUUUUUUAAUGUAGAAAGUCUCUUCAGGUUUGCAAGCAAGGUGCUGGGGUUUAGUUCCUGCUCAUCAUCUCUCUCUACAUCGUGUUUUUGAGCAGGUCAGUUAAGAUAGCUCUAUUUGUCACUCCUCCAUUUCAGUUUCAUCUCAAGAGCUUGUGUAGAGUGUCAAAAUGGUGGCUGGCUGCGUGUGAAACAUUGCAAGCUACCAAGUUCCAAAUUCCCUUAUUUUGACCAAACUGACUAUUAUUUUGAGAAAUACAUCUUGACCCAUAAAAACUAGAUUCCAAUCUUCAUGACAAAAAUUAAAGGGAACUCUCAAUCAUGCAAAGAUUAUUUGGGGGCUAUUUAAGGUAAGAAAAUGCUAAUAUCCGACUCUCAUACUUAAUACAUAUUACAAAAAUGUUCUAUUAAUUAUUUAUAACCUGAAAAAAUAUGGUUGACAGCUCAAUUUUCAUUAGAUCUGAUUAGGUAUGAAACUAUAGAGAUUGUUGCUAUCCCUACUGGGGGAGGGGGGAAGAGCAACUAGAACCGCAUGUGUCGCACAAAAGCAAGACAGGUUUACGUACAUUGACUCUACUGGUAAAAGUUGUCUUUGGGAAAAAAAUGAGGGAGAGGGACAAGGACAGGAAAAGAGUUAUAAUCUCGGCUAAUUGGAACCAAGAGCUUUAAGGCCAUGGUAAGGGUAAAUGCUUUUUCUCUUGAGUUUGAGAUAGCUGGUAGCCUCUGUUAGCAGUUCUUUUCUAUACCCCCAGCAUAAGCACUACUUAAGUGUAUACAAAUGUUUCAAUAUUAAUCAGAUAUUAAAUUUCACUGACAGUUCAUAUCACUUUCUAAACAUGGAAAUAUAUUUGAAGAGUGUGAUACUCUAGGCCUCAAGUGCAGCUCAGUUUUUCUCUAAAUCACAGGACAGUCUGACUAAGCGGGUGAAAUUGUGUGUUUGUGUCUCUGUUCACAAGCUGUAGUUAACUGCCUCCCUAGAAUCACUGUGUUAAUGCCUACUGUGAUGUCUGCUUGUAUCUUAAUGCUACACUGAGAAAACCUGUUUGAAUGUGACAUUGACUUUUUUGCAUAGAAUCAGAAUUGUCUGUAUUAAAAUGUAUUUAUAAAAAAUAUAUAUUUUUUGUGGAAGGAAAGUAGGAUUCUAGUUAAUAUACCAUUGGGAAAAUGUUAGAAACAUUUUUACCAAGUUCAUUUAUAAUUCUUUCUAUCUUGUACAUUACCUGAUUUGUUUCCUAUAAGAACAUCCACUGUGGCCCGUUUAGUGGCAAUGCAAUGCACUGUCAUGCAGAGAAUCUGGUUUUCAGAAAACUGGGAGUCUUUUGUUUCCUUUUGGGACAGUAGGAAACUGAGUAGGUUGCCAGGAGAAAAAGGAACCUUGGCACCGAAUCCACUUCUGUGGCUUCGGCUUCAGUAACUAGUCUGCUUGAGUUGUUUGCAGAUAGGUAAGUAGUGAGAGCAAAGAUUGAGACUUCAGGAUAAAGAAAAUUAGAUGCUAUGAUUUAGUCUUCCUGUAGGAGAAGGAGAGUACUAAAAUUAAUUUAUACAAGGAUUAAAUAGGGAGUACACUUGCUUAAAAUUAUUUAAUAUUGGCAGCUUAGUCAUAAAUGUGCAUACUAGAUAAUAUGCUUAACUUUUUCCAUUACCUCAGAAAAUGGUUAAAACCAUGUCACUUUCAUUAGCAAGUGUUUCUUCUCCUGUAACAAAUUGCAAAAUGUAAAAAAUAAAUAAAUUAUUGAUCCUAGAAAGGGGCUGAUUGUCUAUUUUAUUUAAAUGUUUAUAUUAGCACAUGAAAAACAUUUACAUUUUCAUUUCAGACAUCUUCCAUCAAUAUUUGAGAUUGUUUUGUGCAAAUUUAUGUAACUAGUUUCACAUUCUGAUGAUUAUAAACUAAGCAAUGCACAUGUAAAAACACUUCAGUGGUUUGCGUAGUUGCAUGAGUAACACAAUUACAUUAAAAGUGUUUAAAUGGGAUUCAGCUUUCUGAUUGGUGAAAAUAUCUUGGGGCAAAAUUAAAAUAAAUUAAUUUCAAAGUAGAUUAACAGAACUUCGGAGUUCCACAGAUCGUAGUUAUGCAGCAGGUUCUGCUUUUGAAAAAUCUGCCAGCUGCACUAUGGAGAAUCAAUUUUUGAAACUAAUAUGACACCUGCAAUUGCUGUCUCUGCCAUAUUGACUAAAACUGAAACAUCUGCUCAGACUG